Molecule: messenger RNA, 2061 nt
Organism: Perognathus longimembris pacificus (Pacific pocket mouse)
Lineage: Eukaryota; Metazoa; Chordata; Mammalia; Rodentia; Heteromyidae
Gene: Gem
Product: GTP binding protein overexpressed in skeletal muscle
Exons: 5
Coding region: 99-992 (297 amino acids)
Biological process (GO): negative regulation of high voltage-gated calcium channel activity
Cellular component (GO): plasma membrane
Molecular function (GO): calcium channel regulator activity; GTPase activity; GTP binding
Source: RefSeq, a predicted model, not a curated record
AGCAUCCCGGCGCAUCCCGGUGCAAACCCGCGCAUCCCAGCUCCUCAGACACACUGCCGACCACCGGUCCCCCUGUCCGGCUGAGCCAAGACCCCACGAUGACUCUGAAUAAUGUCACCAUGCGCCAGAGCACUGCGGGCAUGCAGCCCCAGCAGCAGCGCUGGAGCAUCCCUGCUGAUGGCCGCCACCUGAUGGUCCAGAAGGAGCCCCACCCCUACAACCACCACCACCACCGCCACCCUGCUGCCCCUGAUGACCCCUGUCGCCGGAGCUGGUCCUCUGACUCCACUGACUCCGUCAUCUCCUCCGAGUCCGGGAACACCUACUACCGAGUGGUGCUUAUAGGAGAGCAGGGGGUGGGCAAGUCCACCCUGGCCAACAUCUUUGCAGGUGUGCACGACAGCAUGGACAGUGACUGCGAGGUGCUGGGAGAAGACACAUAUGAACGUACCCUGAUGGUUGAUGGGGAAAGUGCAACGAUUAUCCUUCUGGACAUGUGGGAAAAUAAGGGGGAGAACGAAUGGCUCCAUGACCACUGCAUGCAAGUUGGGGAUGCCUAUCUUAUAGUUUACUCCAUCACAGACCGAGCAAGCUUUGAGAAGGCAUCUGAGCUUCGAAUCCAGCUCCGCAGGGCCCGGCAGACAGAGGACAUUCCUAUAAUUUUGGUUGGCAACAAAAGUGACUUAGUGCGAUGCCGGGAAGUGUCAGUAUCAGAAGGGAGAGCGUGCGCUGUGGUUUUCGACUGCAAGUUCAUCGAGACCUCCGCAGCUGUCCAGCACAACGUGAAGGAGCUGUUUGAGGGCAUUGUCCGGCAGGUCCGCCUUCGCCGGGACAGCAAGGAGAAGAACGAGCGGCGGCUGGCCUACCAGAAAAGACGGGAGAGCAUCCCCAGGAAAGCCAGGCGCUUCUGGGGCAAAAUCGUAGCCAAAAACAACAAGAACAUGGCCUUCAAGCUCAAGUCCAAAUCCUGCCAUGACCUCUCUGUGCUCUAGGUACGCAGCAUCAUCCAGAUGUCCUCCUCAUGGACAUCGUCGAGGGCCACUGGGACCAAUAAUCUAUAUUAGAUUGGUACUUAAGUCUUGUUAGAUAUGGCUUCCCCCAUUGCUGUCGGGAAUGAACAUGUGAGCCUCAUGGGCAACAAAAUGCAUGGGACAUGAAAGAUCAUUGUCAAGAGUCAGGAUUUAGUCAUAGGAAAAACAUGGCUUUGCUACCUUGGACUGCCAAGACUCAUUCUAGGAUGUGUUUGGGGUUUGUGUGUGUUUUUCUCCUCGCUUUUGGAUAAUAGAGAAUUGAAGCUUACAAAAGAAUACCUAGGAAAGUAAUUUUUCCAUAAUUAAACUUUUAUCCAGUAUUCUGAUAGGCAAAUGGGCAUAAAUAUAGGAAAGGUGCCAAAGGGUAUAUUUGAAGGAGGAGAACUUUCUACACACUUUAUCUUCAAGGAGACAGACCUGUAGAACUGGGCUCAUUCUGGUCACGACCAUUGUUGCUCCAUCAAACUGUGAAAAGAAGCAACGUCCUUGCUAGAAACUAAAGCUUAGUUAACAGUUUUUGCUUAAUGUCCACAUUGAUCUGUAGACUUGGAAAUGGAUAUGUAUACUGCUUCUAGGUUCAAAAAUUGUAUUUUUACUUAUAUGUCUUGUAAUAUUUUAUUUAGGGGAAAAUUAGCUUCAUCAGCAUCCUAUUUAGUUAAGCCACUUUUUGUGUGUCAUUAUUUUUGAAAUCAUGGAGCCAUCAUAAAAAUAUUUUUAAAAUCUGAAUGAUGAAUAACUUGUGUAAUAUGCCAACUUUUUAAAUAUAUUCGAAGUCAGAAGUUUUAUAAAACAUAUGACAUAAAACCUCCUAGUACUUUGGGUUGACUCUUGUAUGCCACAGCUCUGCUCUAUUUAUUAUUAUUUUGCAAGAUAAUCAUUUUAACAUUUGAUAAAGCAUAUUUAUGAACAUAUUUCUUAAGAAAAUGUCCAUUUUAUUACCAUUUUCUAUCUUUUUCAAAAUAUGCAAGUUUUUAACAUAUCUUAUAACAAAAGGAAUAAAAUCUUCUAAUAAAAGGAAUAAAAUCUUUGA